Messenger RNA from Hippocampus zosterae (dwarf seahorse), 2413 nucleotides. RefSeq names its product protein interacting with cyclin A1 (gene proca1). Gene Ontology annotation, molecular function: A2-type glycerophospholipase activity. Gene Ontology annotation, biological process: phospholipid metabolic process; arachidonate secretion. The transcript is spliced from 4 exons. NCBI's taxonomy places the organism in Eukaryota, Metazoa, Chordata, Actinopteri, Syngnathiformes, Syngnathidae. The coding region runs from base 302 to 2320 and encodes 672 amino acids. The record is from RefSeq and is a predicted model, not a curated record.
GCAUGCAAUCCAAUUUACAAAGUGCGUCCCUCCUACUCGUUGCUAGUCGGGGGUUUGCAGAGGGAGGAGGAGGAGGAGGGGGUUGCUGGAUUACCAGCGCUCUUCUGUCACGCCAUUCAAAGCCCCCCCCUCAUGUUUCCACCCACCUCCACAUUGACUCAAGUCCAUUAGCGGAUAACUCCUCCUAGCGUAGUCACGAUAUUCAGCAUCGCAGCGCCCAAGUGGGAGGGCAUCCAGAAGCCGGAGCGGCCGACCCGGCGCCCCCUCUCGCCCCGGCUCUUACUUCUGCCUACCCUCGGCCAUGUGGUGGGUCGUCCUGGUGCUUCUGUCUUGCCAGGACAGGGAGCUGGCGCUCGGCGCCGGGGUGGGCCCCUCUCCAGGGCGGCGCUCGGAGGAGAGCGGCGGGCCGCCGGGCGCCGAGCCAUCGAUGCGGGCGGAGAUCGGGCGUCCUCCGGAGGCGACCCGCAGAGCCAAAAGAGGCUUCACGUAUCCCGGGACCCUGUGGUGCGGCGCCGGAAACAUGGCCGAUCAUUACGAGCAACUGGGGGAGUACGAGGAGACGGACCGCUGCUGCCGCACGCACGACCACUGCCCCCACGUCAUCCACGCCUUCUCCUCCAAAUACGGACACACCAAUUUCAAGUGGCACUCCAUCUCUCACUGCGACUGCGACCAGGCGUUGAAAGGUUGCCUGCGGCGAGUGAACAACACCUCGUCCCGGGUGGUGGGGCAGGCCUUCUUCAACGUCAUCGGGGCGCCUUGCUUUGAGCUGGUCUACGAGGAGCGCUGCGCCGAACGCCGCUGGUACGGAGCGUGCAAACGUUACGACGAGCGGGCGGUCGCGGCGGUGAAGGAGGCGGUCCCUUACGACUACGGCGGCAUCGCCGACAUUGACGUACUGACCCGGGCGCCCCCCGAAAGGAAGCGCGACACCCAGCGGGAGACCCCAACGCAAGCCACCCUGUCCGGGCCCGAGGAACCGUCCCUCAGAAACACGGCCGCCACCGCCGCCGACUCCGACAAAGAGUCGCGAAGCUCGGAUGGUAAGAGGGCCAAAAAGAAAGACGGAGCAGAGAAGAAGACCAAAAAGAGAAACGGGCAGAAAAGGCGACAGAAAGUUGUUCGCGUUAAAGGAAUAGCAACGCUUUUAGCUUCGGGUGGCAACGAAGCAGUCGAAAAGGUUCCUUCUGGCAACUCCAUCGGCGACCAGACGGUCGCCCGAAGACCGAGUGACGGUCAGUCCGCUCGGAGUUGCGACGACGUCCUGAAGGAUGAAGCGCUGAUGGAGACUGCCGAGUCGCCCGGGACUGCAGGACGAACCGCUUGCCCGCCCAAAAGCGGAGGACCGAGGACCGGCCGGGGACAGGAGAAAGUACCUGCGGCCGCCCCGAAGGAGAUUCCCCGACCUGCGCUCCAGUCGGCGAGCAACCUCAGCGCCGCCCUCGCGUCACACCCCGAACAACGCCCCCGCGAGGAGAUCCCGCCACCCGCAGUCAAGUCCGCCGACAUCUCCGGCGUGGAGUCUCCGCGGACGGCAGGAGAAGCCGGACCUCCAGCCGGACCUGGGCCAAAAACGGGACUGCCCAGGAAAGGGAACGCACGCGGGAUCCCUCCACCCACGGUCGAUUCCGCCAAAAGCCUCCCCGUCAUCGCAACGUUCCAACAAGGGCACCCUGGUAAGGAGACCCGGCCACCCGCCGUCCGAUCCGCCUGGAACCUUGCCGCAUCCCCUCAGACGGCGGGAAAAUCCAGUCGUCCUGCUGGCUCGCUGUCAAAACGCAAGCCAGCGAGGAAGGGGAGGCUUCCUGCCACUUUGCCUGAGGAGGCCCCUCAGCUUGCGCUCCACUCCACCAAGAACCGCAGUGCCACAAAGCAGACCCCCCAGCGCAAACAGGUCCCUCAACCCGCGGGAGAUUUCCUGAAGAGACAAAUGUCCGAGCGGAGCGCUCAGAGGAUGAAAGCGGCUUCUGAAAGUAGUGGGCCCUUGACAAGCGCCGCCGCCGCCGACCCCGCUCGGAGAAGCGAGCCCCAGAAGCUCGGGAGGAACGCGGCGGCGUCCGCUAACGCCCGCCGCGGAUUUGAGACCUCGGAAUUCCCCGCUUUGACAUCCGCAGCCGAGGAGAGAGCGGAAAAACGGCGAGCCGGACCGGGCUGGGUGUCCGCCGCCCGUCUCGCCAGCGCCGUGCGGCGCUCGAUGGAGAGAGCCGAAGAGCAGUUUGCCUGGAAGAAGAGCCGAAAAGCAUCGGACCGCGUUGCGCAGCCCGCAAAUGGACGGCGACUCGUCAGACGUGAGCCGAGCGGGAGGAAAAGGAAACCAUAAGUCGCCUCCAUCUGGGGGGGUUUCUUUCCUUUGGGUGCUAACGCUCAUCAAUCAAUAAAAGAAUAUCCAAGCCCUCCCACUGAGCAAUGAAAA